Messenger RNA from Galleria mellonella (greater wax moth), 918 nucleotides. RefSeq names its product transmembrane emp24 domain-containing protein eca (gene eca). The record is from RefSeq and is a predicted model, not a curated record. Gene Ontology annotation, cellular component: endoplasmic reticulum-Golgi intermediate compartment; COPII-coated ER to Golgi transport vesicle; endoplasmic reticulum. Gene Ontology annotation, biological process: Golgi organization; endoplasmic reticulum to Golgi vesicle-mediated transport; intracellular protein transport. NCBI's taxonomy places the organism in Eukaryota, Metazoa, Arthropoda, Insecta, Lepidoptera, Pyralidae. The coding region runs from base 92 to 742 and encodes 216 amino acids. The transcript has 4 exons.
UGUCAUCUGUCAUGUUAAUUUCUAAUUACAAGUCUAUUAUAUUUCUUGCUUUCGUAUUUUGCAAAUUUGCCGAUUUUGAUAACAAAAAAAUAUGAAGUCUAUAAAAUUAUCUUUUUUGCCAUUAUUACUAAUGAUAAACUUGUCUUCAGCUUUAUAUUUUCACAUAGCUGAGGGCGAAAGAAAAUGUUUUAUAGAGGAAAUACCGGAUGACACGACUGUUAUAGUGAACUAUAAGGUGCAACUGUAUGAUCCACGGUCGGGUGGGUUCAUGCCCUCUACUCCUGGCAUCGGCAUGCACGUCGAAGUGCGUGACCCCAAUGAUCGUAUCGUGUUGUCGCGGGUCUAUUCAUCUGAAGGCAUGAUCUCGUUCACAUCCACUAUUCCUGGUGAACAUGUUAUUUGCAUGUACUCCAACAGCACUUCUUGGUUUAGUGGUUCACAACUGAGAGUGCAUCUGGACAUUCAAGUGGGUGAGCAUGCAGUGGACUACGCUAAUGUAGCACAGAAGGAUAAACUGACAGAAUUGCAGUUGAGGAUCAGACAGUUGUUGGAUCAGGUUCACCAGAUCACCAAGGAACAGAGCUAUCAGAGGCAUCGUGAGGAGCGUUUCAGACAGACAUCGGAGAGCACAAAUCAGCGUGUGCUGUGGUGGAGUCUCCUACAAACUGGUGUACUUGUGGGGAUUGGUUAUUGGCAGAUGACACAUCUAAAGAGUUUUUUCGAAGCCAAGAAAUUAGUUUAAUAUAUUUAUAUUUUAAAUAAGUUAAGCUGUUAUCACUUUUUCAUCAACAUUUUGUAAUAUCUCUGCUAUUCUGUAAAAUUAAAUACUUUUUGUUUUUUGUAAUUACCAUAUUUCAUCAUGUUUCUGUAAAGUUUCUGUAAAUGAUCUGUAUUUUUCCAAAUAAAAGAAAGAUAUUA